UGUUGGUUAAGGACGCCACUCUUCCGGGUUUGUAGCCAGGCUGGUAACAGCAACUCCGGAGGGAGGACAUGAAGAGAGUCACCCUGUUUGUUAAUGGCAGCCCCAGAAAUGGGAAGGUUGUGGCUGUUUAUGGAACAUUGUCUGAUUUGCUUUCUGUCGCAAGCAAUAAGCUCGGAAUAAAAGCAACCAGUGUCUACAAUGGAAGAGGUGGACUUAUUGACGACAUUGCCUUAAUUAGAGAUGAUGAUGUUCUUUUUGUAUGUGAAGAUGAGCCAUUCAUUGAUCCCCAGAAUGACAUCAGCUCUCUAGAAACAUUAACAGGAUCUCAUUCAGAUUGGAUAACACUCAAUGUAGGAGGACGGUACUUCACAACUACCCGGAGCACUUUGGUUAGUAAAGAACCCGAUAGCAUGCUGGCUCACAUGUUUAAAGAUAAAGAUGCUUGGGGAAACAAGAGAGAUCACAGCGGAGCUUUUCUGAUUGACCGAAGUCCGGAGUACUUUGAACCGAUCUUAAACUAUUUGCGGCAUGGACAACUAAUUGUGAACGAUGGCAUUAAUUUGUUAGGUAUCUUAGAGGAAGCGAGGUUCUUUGGAAUUGACUCACUAAUCGAACACCUUGAAAUGGCGAUUAAGAAUUCCCAACCUGCAGAGGACCACUCCCCGAUUUCCCGAAAGGAAUUUGUCAGAUUCCUCCUUGCAACCUCAACCAAGUCUGAGCUACGCUGUCAGGGGUUAAAUUUUAGCGGAGCAGACCUCUCUCGUUUAGAUCUCCGGUAUAUCAACUUCAAGAUGGCCAACUUGAGCCGGUGCAACCUGGCCCACGCGAACCUCUGCUGCGCAAAUCUUGAACGGGCUGAUCUUUCCGGAUCUGUUCUAGAUUAUGCCAACCUCCAAGGUGUAAAGAUGUUGUGCUCAAAUGCAGAGGGAGCAUCCUUGAAAAGCUGCAAUUUUGAAGAUCCUUCUGGCCUUAAAGCUAAUUUGGAAGGUGCUAACUUGAAAGGUGUUGAUAUGGAAGGAAGUCAGAUGACUGGCAUCAAUCUCCGAGUUGCAACUCUGAAGAAUGCAAAAUUGAAAAACUGCAAUUUGAGAGGAGCAACCUUGGCAGGAACUGAUUUGGAGAACUGUGACCUGUCAGGCUGUGAUCUACAAGAGGCCAACCUGAGGGGGUCGAAUGUGAAAGGAGCCAUCUUCGAAGAGAUGCUGACACCACUGCACAUGUCUCAGAGCGUCAGAUAGGUUGCCCUGCUGAAGACUCUUGGUGCUCCAAUGAGGGAAUGACGUUCCUUCCACAGCACGUUUUUCUCAGUGGUGUCUGAGAAGCUGCUGCUGGAUGGAGAGAAGGACCUUCUCUUGUCUUAGGUAUAGGAAUAGCUAUUGAAUCCAGUUGGGACAAGAAGCUUGCUCAUCACUCCCAAAGACAUUGCUAUCUUGGCUCUACCUUGCUUUAGAACGCUCCUCUAGAAAAAAUAUUUAUGAAAGCACAAUAUAUGCAAUUUAUAUUUAUUCAACUUCCAAUGAGGGUUUUUAAAACAUGACCAGUUCAUACACAGUAGCAAACUCUCAGGCUUUCAGCCCGGAUUGGUGAACUUUUAUUUGCAGUGGCUUAUGAAAUGUGGGAGGGGGAGGAAUUGAAAAGUCGGAAGGGAUCCAGAUUUGACUCUCCUUGGCAAAACAGAAAUACCGUAUUUUUCAGAGUAUAAGACGCACCAGACUAUAAGACAUACUUAUCUUUUUUGGUGAGGAAAACAAGAAAAAUAAAUCUGCCUCUGCCUCGUUGUAGCAAACAGCAAACAGCCUGCUUUACUUUCAUUUUCGUUUUCAGCAUAGCUUGAUUAGCACAAGGGGAAAAAAAUCAGCUCUAAUUUACCUCCUUGCAGCAAGCAGCAGAGGCCUGUGCAAAACAGCUGAGAGCAAAACAGCUGAGAGUCAGGUGUCCGAUCCAAUGAACUUGUUCUAAUUAGGCUGUGCUGAAGCUGAAAGGAGCUGUUUCUUCUUGCUGCUUGCUGCAAGGAGGUAAAUUGCUGGGAGGCAGAGGCCAAAGGGUGGGGGCCAGUGGGUAGGCAGGGCUACAUUUGGUGUAUAAGACGCACCUAAAUUUUCACCUUCUUUUAGGGGGGGGGGGAAAGGUGCAUCUUAUACUCCAAAAAAUACGGUAGCUAUAUUUCUUAAAAAGAGUCAUCAAGGAUAAUUUGGGGUCUUAUUUUAAGCCUGUUGUGUACUACUAAUUUAAAAUAGCUGGGCUGGGAAUACUAUGCAUGGGUUCCUUGACUUAGGACAAUGUCGUAAGUAUUAAUUGCAAAAGGGGAACACUCAGUGGUCCAUUUUACUAAUAAUCAGGAAUUGAAGGUGCAAAUGUAAUACAGAGGCUCCUGUGAGCCCUGAAUUGCUAAGUUGUACUUUUUUUUUUAUUAUUGUCACUGGACCUACAAGCCUUGUGGACUAGAAACAUUAGAAGUGAGCCAAUUGCUCUUGGGGAAGUACAUCCUGAACAUUUUAAUAGGCUGGUAUUAUUACAGGCUUCCAUGACAGUGAAUACUGCCCCAAUUCUCUUGGUCAAAAGUUGAGCGAUAUACCCUGGGGAUCCUGGAUAAAAAUAGAGAGCAAUCAGAAAUAGUUCAAGUUACUUUACAUAGUGAUUUAAACCUAGUUUGGUAAUGAAACCUCAGUAAGAUUACAGCCAAGCUCAGAAAGCAUCAAGGACCACACAGUUAGUAUUCUCUUCUGUCAGUGCUAGGAAAUAAAGCGCUAGGAACAUACACAGCCAAAGAUGCCCAGAAAAUCUUGAAAUGGUAUGGAAAAAAAGGAAAGUCCCUAUAAUUCACAUACUGUAUUGUUGCACAUCACACUUGCAUUUCUUUUUUAAUGGAAAAAUAAUUCUACAAAGUCUCCAAAAACGGUCGAAACUUUCAGCUCUUGUCAUUCCAGUUAUGCCAAUACGAAACAAGGAACACCUCGGCAGCCCUCCAUGCCAAGAAACAAAAUGGGGUUAACUUUAUUUAACCCAAUCCAGAUAUCACCGUGUUAAGAUUUGAUCUUAAAGGUACUUCCCUACCUCACCCCCAAUCCUUUUCAUGUGCCUUGGCAAAUAAAAAUAUGAACCACCUUCAUAGUUUUAUAGGGGUGGGGGGGAAAUUGAGGAGUAAGGCUUGUUUAAAAUUGCAAAUGGAAGCUGAUGUUUCAUCAGCCUAUAAAUCUGGAACUGGUGUUACAUGCUCAGGUUGCCGGUCUCAUCAUUCAUUGUCAUUAGCCAAUUCAGUGGGUCUUUUGGGAAAGGUAAUUUAAUACCACCUAUAUAAAUCUGGCCUCAUAGAUAAACAAGUUUCAGCUGCAACAGAAAUAAGAUUCCAGCUAUAUUUUUUCCUGCUAGAAUAUAAUUAGGGAAUCUGAUCUCUCUGGAUACCUUGGACUGUAACUCUCAUCAGCUCCACAGCAGCAUGUGGCUGUAUGCAAACCCUUAACCUGUGCACAUUUCUAGCUGAGUUACAGAAACAGAAGUAGUGGAUCUUCCUGUUUAAAAGUAACCAGAGCAAACAUGAUUUAAAUGGGCUUAGAAAAUGCGAUUGGGGCCACAAAUCAUGUUAAGCUGUGGGCUUGUAAUUCAGCUCGAAUUGGAGAAUUUGUAUAACGCACACCAGAUCGUGGCUUACAAAUUUUGUCAGUGCAGAAGAUUUCAACACUCUGUGCCUGUGGGCCUAUAGCCAGAUUAUGCACACCCAGAUAUAAAUGAAACUGGGUGAGCACUUACCUUAGACUCAGAGCUACAAUCAACAUCAAAAUGUAGAGAUUGAAGGGAAUUUCCGAUGAAUGAGAUAAGGGCUCCAGAAUUACAUCCUAAGGGGCUAAAAUCUAUACUUUGUCAAGUUUCCGAAAGAUGCCCUAAUUAAUUCAUGAGCCAUGAUCCAAACUUCAAAGGAAAUAAAGUCAUUUAUUAGGAGCAACAUUCCGGCAAUACUCGGAUGCAGUUAGGACUGAUCCCACGUAGAUUUACAUUCCCCUAUGACCCUGUCUCUCCCCUCCUCUCUGGCCAUGUCAUAAAUCACAUUCCCCAAUUAACCACUUUGGCUGGCUGGAAACCUAACACCCUCCUCCUGAUUGCGGUCAGGAAGAAUGUAUGGAAUUCACUUCAGUUCUCCCUCCCUCCUGCUCAUGGCAACUUGGAAGCUUUGCAAGUUGACAUACUUCUCCACUGUAGUUGCAUUUGGAGGGAUUGACCUAUCAGUUCCUGGCUGGGUGAGGCUCAUGGACACUGUAGUCAUCUGGUCUGGACUUCAUUUGAUACAUGCCUGCAGGAAGAAUCCAUUGUACUUAACACAGUUUUUCAUUCAGCUUGAAAGGGAACCGUGUUGGGGAGCAUGGGAGUACUCUAGGCAAACAGAAUCAAGAGGUUGAAAUAGACACGGACUUUUCAUCACAUGGUUACAUGGGGGGCAGGGGAGUGUUUGCCUUAUUUAGGCAUGCAUUAAAAAAUUAUGGGAAAAGCUUGUGUUAUCCGAUGAUGGGAGUGUGUAUAAACUCUUAGUCCUUUCUUUUUCAUACUAAGCCACAAAUGGAAGCUGACUGGAUGGUCCAUGCUGAAUGAUGCCUCUCAUCCAAUUUUCCCCCCAAAAAGGGAUGAUUAAAUUGGUAGGGCUUAGAGCAGAGAUGUCAAACUCGCAUCGUCACUUGACGUAUCACAACUUUUUCCCCCUUCGCUAAAAUGGGUGGGCGUGGCCAGAGUGAUGCAUCUGGCCCACGGGCCGCGAGUUUGGCACCCUUGACUUAGACGAACUGUACUUUUGUGACCCUUGAAUGAAAAGCUAAUAGCAAAGGGUCUAUUGCGAAUUCUCAGUCUUCCAUAUAGUGGAAACUUCGUUUUAGUCAAUUUUGAGUGGUUUUUUUGAACUGGGUUGGUCUGGCUACUUGGAUAUAGGAUAUUGUAACAACAGCAACAAAACCCUGGUGCUUAUAAUUUCACCAAAGUUUUUAAAAAGGAGCGUGGGGAGAGAAAGAAUGACAUUGAAGGAUACCAAACUAAUUUAUGCAAGAAUAUAUAAUGAGGAUUUUCAAGUUUGAAGAAAGCAGAUUUAUGGUGAUGUGAUAUUGAUUAAUGCUAAAUUGAUGAAACCGAUUUAGCUAUAUUUCUCCUCCCCCGCCUUUCUAUUAAACACAUAUAUCUCAGAAAGGAAUAAGAUCUUCUAUUGCAGAAUUCUAUUUUCUUAAUUCUCUGUGUGUAAGUUCUAGCCGUUUUGUUGAAGCUUGUUUGUCUUAAAUAAUCACAAUAUGUUCACCUAUGCAUAAGAGACCUUCACGACUUCCUUGAUCAAACCAUGGAAUACACUCAGUAUAAAUAAAGAACAUCAGAAACUUGCAA
Molecule: messenger RNA, 5352 nt
Organism: Pantherophis guttatus
Lineage: Eukaryota; Metazoa; Chordata; Lepidosauria; Squamata; Colubridae
Gene: KCTD9
Product: potassium channel tetramerization domain containing 9
Biological process (GO): intracellular signal transduction; protein homooligomerization
Molecular function (GO): protein binding
Source: RefSeq, a predicted model, not a curated record